AUGUCUCUGACGCGGGCUCACACGUUAGAUGAUGUUCGUGGUCUCUGCGUCGGAGCGUUUUGGCUAUCAGAAUUGAGCUGGAAGCUCUCUGGACAUGCUGUUCGUAUUGCAACUGAGCUUGGUUUGCAUCAGAGCUAUCAAAAAAUGAUCCGGGGCCAUAGUGACCAGUACGAGCGCGCCCAGCUCUGGUAUUUACUCUAUGUCUGCGAUCAUCAUUUCAGUAUAGCAUAUGGCCGACCUCCGGUCAUACAUGAAGAUGCAGCCAUCAAAAACUACGAAACCUUCCUGCAAUCUCCCAUGGUUGUACCUGGUGAUAUCCGACUCCUGGCACAGGUGGCUUUGUUCAUGAUCUUGACAGAGGCUUAUCGCAUGUUUGGAAGCGACACUGAGCAGGCUCUAACAGAGGAAGACUUCGGUCAAUUACGAGUCUACAAUGUGGCGGUUGAUCAAUGGCGGCUUCUUUGGCAACCGCGCUCAGCCGAUAGCCCUUACGUGCGGACGUACCCUUCGAAGGGGGUUGUACUACACUACCAUUUUGCAAAAUUUCAGUUAAACUCGCUCUCCCUUCGUGCCCUAUCGCCGUCCAACACACCUGUCUUCUCCAUGGACCGCAAAGAGUCCGCUAAUAUCGCUAUUUCAUCCGCCAUGGCCUGCCUAAAUAUGGUGCUCGAAGAGCCGGACAUCCGGGACGCCAUCGUGGGUGUUCCCAUUUUUACGCAUACAAUGGUCACGUUUUCAGCAGUUUUCCUUCUGAAGGUCGCGGUUAACUGGAAUUCGGCCUACCUGAGCCUCGAUGGACGCGAGGUGCGGCGGUUAGUGGAACGCGUCAUUGAACUGCUGAACUGCGUUUCUGCAGGGGAAAGGCAUCUGACGAGGCAUAUUGCGCGUGGCUUGGGUAAGAUGCUGGAUCGCUUUGAUUCCUGGGAGACGGCGUGGCAGGGUGGACCGCCCGCAGGAGGACCCGCGGAUCGAAGUAGUAGCGAAGUUCCAGGCGGCGCGAAUGCCAUGGCACAAGGAUUUCCACCGCCUGAUCUGAUCUAUGACAUGGUGGGCACAUACGGAUUUGGACUGGAUGAAAAUCUGCUGGACCCCAGCAUGGCCAACUUUGAGUUUUUAGCGCAUUGA
Molecule: messenger RNA, 1125 nt
Organism: Aspergillus oryzae RIB40
Lineage: Eukaryota; Fungi; Ascomycota; Eurotiomycetes; Eurotiales; Aspergillaceae
Product: putative C6 transcription factor
Exons: 2
Coding region: 1-1125 (374 amino acids)
Biological process (GO): DNA-templated transcription
Molecular function (GO): DNA binding; zinc ion binding
Source: RefSeq, a predicted model, not a curated record